AUGGGAUUAGGUAGAUUGAUCAAGCAAUUAUAUGGCCAACCCUUGCAUUACCUCCACAACAUUCUCCUAAAACAGUGGGACCAACUGAGAUUUGGAAGUGAGGAUAAAGACACGCCUCUGGAUAUCAUUGUUCAUCCUUGUAAAGCUGAAGCAACCAUCUGGCUGAUUGAAGAAACCCAUCGGCACAACACAUCUUUCCAUCACAUAGCUAAACUCUGGCGGUCAGAUCCAAUGCAUGAUGCUUUUGUUGAUCCCAUCUUCCCUGAGUUGUGAUGUUUCAUGUGUUCACUUCUAACUCUAUUUGCUGAUUCUGUGUAAUGUUUCUUACAACUCAAUAAAACCUUGACGCUGCU
Rubroshorea leprosula is the source of this 353-nucleotide messenger RNA. NCBI's taxonomy places the organism in Eukaryota, Viridiplantae, Streptophyta, Magnoliopsida, Malvales, Dipterocarpaceae. The record is from the annotation of a GenBank genome assembly.